This is a messenger RNA of Cladocopium goreaui, 6081 nucleotides long. NCBI's taxonomy places the organism in Eukaryota, Dinophyceae, Suessiales, Symbiodiniaceae. The record is from the annotation of a GenBank genome assembly.
AUGGUCUUACAUGUCAGGGAGGUUGUUUACCAUUUGCACCUUGGCUGCAACUAUUGGUUCACCUCCAGCGGUGGGCAGCGGCUGCUUCGCAUUGGCAGCGGAGCCUGCGGGCUGGCGCUGGAGGAGGACUUCCAGAAGGAAAACUUGGUUGAGAAGGGCAAGUACCUGGGACAGCCUGGUGGAAGUGUGAGUGUGGAAGAGAAGACGAGCAACUUGUGGAGCUUGCUGCCGAGUUUCGACCCUAGUGUCGAUAGCGCCAAAGAGUAUGCGGACAAGGUGAAGUUUCUAUGGGGCAUAUGCCCUGUGAAGGACAGAAGUAUGUUGGCACCAAGGUUGGCUUUGCAGUGCAAAGGGACUGCAUGGAGUCAGGUGAGAGCCAUUGAUGCGUCGAAGUUGACAGACCCUGAGACUGGUUACAAGGUACUGUUGAAAGCUUUGGAGACCUGGGAGGAUGCCGAGGAACUUCAGACCUUUGACAAAUUUGAGAAGGCGUUUUACCGAGUAGUCCAAAAGACAGACGAGUCAGCAAUGUCGUUUGUCAACCGAAUCAAUGUUGCUUUCGAAGAAGUGGGCUCUGAAACAACCGUCCAACAAGUUCGAGCCUUCGUGAUGUUGAGACAGAGUGCCUUGACUGUUGAGGACAAGAAGCGUGUGGUCUCUAUGGCAGGCAACUAUGAUCCGUCGGCAGUGGAAAAGGCAAUGAGGUCCCUGUCGACCAAAGUGCUUGGGCAGACAGAUGCUGGACGCACGAAGGUGUAUCCAGCCAACUUUGUGGAAGAGGAGUUGGAUGAAAUUCACUAUGCAGCUGAAGAAGAAUGUGAUGAAGAGCAAGCCUUAGCCAUGCUCAUCGAGGAAGGUGAUGAGACAGCACUUGCCAUACAAGAGUUCGAGGAUCAGGUGAUCCAUGUUUGUCAGGAUUCACCUGAACUGGCCAUGGCGUUCUCCACGUACCAGGAGGCACGACAGAAGCUUCGAGACAAAUUUCGCAGCCGAGGGUUUUGGCCCCUUCGUCAUGGAAAAGGGAAAGGCAAGAACAAGUCAAAGAAGGGCAAAGGCCCCAGAAAGUAUCAGAGUCUUGCAGAGCGCAUAGCAAGCUCUACCUGUCGCGCCUGUGGAGCACGAGGCCACUGGAAGGAUGAGUGCCCGCUGAAGGACAAGAAUGUGACUGCAGAUGCGAACGUGAUCCUCACGGAAGAGCUCUCAGGGGGUGGUGAACUUCUUGAUGAACUUCCUGGCCAUGAUCUUGCCAAUUGGCAGGAAAGUAGGAAUGGCAGCUUAGGUGACUCAGGCACUGGGAUCAUUGAUACCGGUGCAAGCAAGUCCGUGAUCGGCGAAAAGCGAGUGAGUGCACUUUUGACUACUUUGAAGGCAGAACACCGUGAGAUGAACCAGAUCGGCUUCAAAGUCAGUCCGCUCUUUCUCAAGCUGACAGCCAUGACUCUUCCAAGUGCCUCGGGAACGCCAUUUCCGGGACUCCAGACAGAGAUGCUAGAUGCGAUGCUGUCCGGAGAAGUGGAUGCCUCUCUGGCCUUCGAAGAUCGACAACUACCAGAGAUCAAAAGUCGUCGCCCUCCAGGUGUGAUGACCUUGAAGGAGUGGGGUCAGUUGAAGUUCCCGGAAGGGAAGUGGCGGCACAAGUCCUUCUUUCAGGCAUACCAGGAGGAAGAUUGCUCGAAGGCCUUCUACCAGGAGUAUGCCAGACAGUGGGCCAAAGCCGAGAUGUCCAAGAUGUAUCCGAAGGCAGAGAUCGAGAAGAGUCAAGGACCAGAGUGGGAGCUGUUGACAGGAGGGGUGACAUCGCGUCCGAUGAGCACGAUGUCAUCACCAAGUCAGAAGCGCCCCAUGGAAGAAGAGCAGUCGCAGAUGGCGAUCGAGGUGCAGCAGAAAGAGGAGAUGAUCACUCGCAUGGCGAUCUUGCAGCGCGAGAUGGACAAGAUCAAGGCCGACUUGGAGGGCAACUUCAGUCGCAGAAACAUGGGCAGGAGCAAAAGCACAGAACAAAUGAUUUCAGAGGGUCGCAAGAAGCAACGUGUUCAUUUGUUUGAUGAGAAGCCACUGGUUUUGGAUGAGUUGCAUUUGCAUGUUUGUGAUGUUGAUGAAGCUUUUGUUGCCGGAGUUGUCAAAAGAAAAAGAGUGUCCGCUGCAGCAGUUCCAGAGAGCUUAGAAGAGCCGGUUUCAGCAGAAGUGAAGCGUCCAAGGUAUCACAGCAAACAGACACCAGCAGGUGACCACGGAUGUGCAGCCGGUGAAUAUUGGGAUGGCAUUUUUAAGAAAAUUGAAACCAUGGUUCCACGGGUAGGCAAACGUGUUUUGGAUGAUGAUGGGGUUUUAGCUCAGAUUCAGAAGGGGGCCCCAAACUUGAAGGUUCAGAGGGUUGAAGCCUGUAGGGGAACUGAGAGGUUGCGCCUUCCUGGAGCUGAUGCGGACCCAGAAACCAUCCCGUUGAGAUUGACCGUGGUCAAAGACCGCAUCACGGGUCAGUCAAUGGUACUUGGCCCAGCUGAGGAAUGGGCUGCUCUGCCAAAAAGGCAGCAAAUUCGAAAGGGUCAAUCUGCAAAGAUGAGCCUCACCAUUUUUGGAAGUUUUCCAAAGUCAGGGGAGCUUGAGACAAUGGGGUCUGAUAAGGAAGCAGGUACUGGGGAUGAUGGUGAAGAUGUUGUUGUGGUAAGUAAAGACCCUCCCAAGAAUGUUCCGGUUCAUGGACCAGGGUACAUGUUGUUGAAUGGUGAUGAAAAGGCUCAGAUUCGGAGGUUGCAUCACAACUUAGGCCAUCCACAUCCACAGAAGUUUGCCUGGUUUUUGAAGGAAAGGCAUGCGGAACCUCAUUUGGUUCAAGGAGCUCUGGAUUUUCAGUGCGACAGUUGUGCGGAAACAAAAGCUGGUCCAGACUCCACCCGUCCUGGCACAAUUCAUGAGAAUCUGGGAUUCAAUCAAGUGAUUGGUAUGGACACUGCUGUUUGGACUAAUAGUGUUGGUAAGAACUUUCAGUUUUCUCAUAUCAUUGAUGAAGGGACUUUGUUUCAUGUUGGUUCUCAUGUUGUCAGUGCGGACACAGAUUCUCAAAUUCGAGUCUUUGAGAAAUGUUGGAUGUUAUGGGCUGGCACUCCACAAGUUGUGUAUGUUGACCCUGGCACGGAAUAUACGGCAGAAGCAUGGCAGGACAGAAUGCAAAGGCAUGACAUCCAUGUCAAAGUCAGUGCAAGUGAAGCACACUGGCAACUGGGGAGAGUGGAAAUUCACGGAUCAGUUGUGAAGAAGAUGUUGAGUCGCAUGGAUUUGGAGUCACCAAUAAACUCGGUUGGGGAGUUUGAGCAGGCUUUGGUUCAUGUGUUCAAUGCCAAGAACAGUUUAUCCAGAGUGAAGGGAUACUCUCCCGAACAAGCUGUCCUUGGAAUUGCCAAAAGAUUGCCUGGGUCCGUUGUCUCUAGUCAGGGGGUAGGAAGUAUAACUCUGGCUGAAGGGACUGGUCCCGAGAGCGAAGCCUUUCGAGCCAGUCUGGAAAGACGCAGCAGUGCACGCAGAGCUUUCAUAGAAGCUGAUAAUUCAUCCAGUCUUCGUCGUGCGCUUUUGAGGCGGACUCGGCCAAUGCGAGGACCUUUUGAAAUAGGAGAUCUUGUGUUGUAUUGGCGUAGGAGGGGUGCCAAUCUACGUAGAGAUCGUGGUCGCUGGUAUGGGCCAGCGAGUGUUGUUGCAGUCGAAGGGUCCAAGAAUGUUUGGUUGAAUCAUGCUGGAAAGCUAGUGCGCACGAGCCCUGAGCAACUUCGUGCAGCCAGUUUUCGGGAGUGGAAGCAGGCCAAAGAGUUGCUCACAGAGUCUGGCCCAGGGAACUCAGAUUUACAGAGAGCCCUCAAUGAUGGCAGUUUCAUUGAUGUAGAUGGGGAGGAUUUUCCUGACUGGGAAGCUGAAACAGAGGGAUAUGACCCAUCAAUUGGGGAGCCCGAAGGAGAGUUGUCAGUUCAGCCACCUGGGACACCUAAUGGGGAGUUGAGCAAUCAGUCUGAACCGCCUCAAGGAGUGGAACAGUCAGAGAAUGAACUCCCUGAUUACGUGCGUGUGCCGGUUCCAGGAAGUGUCAGUGAGUCCGAUGGUGAUGCCUCACAGGCGGGCGUCAAUCUUGAACCAACGGAUGACCUUCUGUUUGGAGAUGACAUCACCAUGUCUGCAGAUGAUAGGUGUUGCCAGUUCUGGGAGAUUGAAAUUCCUGUUGAAAACCAUGAAGAGCAUGCACUGUUUUGCGCUGGAUCAGCAGAUGAAAGUGUGUUGUUGGUGACUGGAGCAAAGAAGAAACGAGUUGAAGUCCGUUUGAGUGAUUUAAGCAGUGCUGACCAACAGCGCAUGGCGGUGGCCAAGCACAAAGAAAUAGGCGCCUGGCUCAAACAUGGAACUGUGAGAAAAGCAUCCAAAGGAAAAAUUCCUGAGGAAGCAAUCAUGCGCUGCCGAUGGCUGCUCACCUGGAAAUCAGCCUCACCUGAGGAUCACCCCAAGGAUGUGAGUGAGGGUCGUAAGGCAAAGGCCCGGUUGAUUGUUGUUGGAUACGAGGAUCCUGGAGUUGGGGUGGUUCAAAAUGAUUCACCCACACUCACCAAAGAUGGAAGACAGAUGGUGGUGCAACAGGUGAGUAGUCAUGGUUGGGAACUAGUUUCCUUCGAUGUCUCAACUGCCUUUCUUCAAGGCGAAGGAGACGGCCGCUUGCUUGGUUUGCAUCCCACCCCAGAGUUAACAGAAGCCCUUGGGUCGGAACCUGGUGAUCAGUGUCAAUUGGUAGGUAGUGCGUAUGGUCGUGUUGAUGCUCCUUAUUUGUGGUAUUGUAAGUUUCGUGACUCGUUGUUGCAAGAAGGUUUUAAACAGUGUCCUUUUGAUCCUUGUGUUUUUACUCUUGUUUCUGUUGAUGAAAAGGGGAAAGAAAGAGUUCAUGGUCCCCUAGGGGUUCAUGUCGAUGAUGGCAUUGGGGGUGGGGACAACAUGUUUAUGGCAGCCUUGGAAAGAGUCAGAAAGCGUUUCAGUUUUGGAUCAUUUGAAAAAGGGUCCUUUGUCUUCACGGGCAUAAGGUUUCAGCAGUGGGAUGAUGGCAGUGUGGAGUAUGAUCAGAUUGACUAUAUAGAGAAGAUUAGGCCAAUUGAAAUCCCAAAACAGAGACGUACCAAUGCUGAAGCUGCGCUGAGCCCGAGUGAAGUGACGCAGUUGCGAAGUCUUGUUGGAGCUCUGCAAUAUGCAGCAGUCCAUACCCGUCCCGACAUCGCGGCCAAAGUUGGAGAGAUCCAAAGUAGGGUAGCAAAGGCAACAGUCGAUGACAUGAUUUUUGCAAAUCGAGUGUUGCAUGAGGCAAAGGUUCACCCUGUGACUUUAAUGACAUUGCCGAUUGCCCCUGAACAAGUGACUUUCUGUGCCUUCUCCGAUGCCUCGUUCCUUUCAGGAAAAGAGAAAUAUGCCCAUCAGGGAGGUUUGAUUUUUGUCACGACUCCAGAGUUGCUGGAGAACAAGAGAUCAGUGGUAGCACCAGUAGCUUGGAUGAGCAAGAAAAUUCAACGGGUGACUAGGAGCACCUUGGGGGCUGAAGCAGUGGCAUUGAGUGGGAAUGUUGAUCGUUUGUUGUGGUUGAGGAUUUUGUGGCAGUGGAAUAACCCCUCGAUUGAAUGGCAGUCCCCCGAGAAAGUGUUGCACGAAGCCCGACAAGCUGCUCUUGUGACCGACUGUAAGAGUGCCUAUGACCUUCUGACUCGCACGGCCGUUCCACAGUGUGAGGAGCAUAGGACCACCAUUGAGUGUUUGCUCAUCAGAGAAAGAUUGCAGGCCAAUUGCGCAGUGAGAUGGGUUACAUCAAAUGCUCAGCUUGCAGAUUGUUUGACAAAGAGCAUGGAUGCAAGCGUUUUGCGACAGUGUUUGAAGAGUGGUCGGUAUUCUUUGUUUGAUGAAAAUCGAGUGUUGCAACAGAGAUCUGACAAGCGACAGCGUUUGAAAUGGGCCAAAGAAGUGACGUCCAAGUCUCCAGAAAAUGAGACAGUUUUGAAAUGUACAGAAGAAGUCCGGCAGGAAUUCUGGAUUGUCCUGUUGAUCUUAGAACCUUGGGGUUGGAGAGAGUAA